CACAAACCUCUUAUUUUCGACAGUCUUACUUCAACCGUGUCAGUCGAUUAUUGUGCAAACUUAUAUUUCCAAAAAUAUUACAGUCUUGAUAAGACACUUAUGUGCUCUAUAUUGUUAUUGAAAUGAAAAGCCUUGCACUUACUUUUUUCGCUCUAAUUGUGGAUUUUGAGUCUGGAUACUCACAAUAUAAUUGGAAUAAUCCCUACAAUUUUGAAUUUCGUCAGGAUCCAAAUGCUCAACACACAUUUAAUCGAAAUUAUCAGCCAAAUAAUUACUUUACACAGCAGCAAUCAAACUCAUUUUAUCCACAAGCAUCGAAUUCCUUCAUUAGACAGCCAUCAAGUAGCUUUUACACGGCACCAGCAUAUAGAUACUAUCCUCAGCAACAGGGACUUAAUUCAUUCUAUUCACAACCUUCAUAUUUGACUAAUCAACAACCAUCAAAUGUGAACUAUCAACAGCCACAGCAAUCCAAUGACAAUUACCUCCAGCAACAAUCUUUGCAAUACUCAAAUCAACAUCCAAAUUCUCAAGACAGUUCUCAAACAAGUUUAAAUACAGCACAUCGAGUAAGUGAAAUGAAGUGCGAGGAAUAUCUAAAUAUGUCAUUAAGGAAUGUGUCAUCCAGUGCUCUUAGUUUAAGGCCGGCAUUUCAAAAUGUCAAAAUGGAAAAUUGCGAGAAUUCAAUAAGUUUGAUAAUUAAUGGAGAGAAUGCAAAAGCUGGUGAAUUUCCUCACAUGGCAGCUGUUGGAUAUAAAGACAAGAAUAGAGUUGCUCAUUUUGUGUGUGGUGGAUCUUUAAUUUCUGAUCAAUUUGUUCUAAGUGCUGCACAUUGUAGAAUAUUUGAUGGUAAAGCAUCAUCAAUUGUUCGUCUUGGAGUUCUAAAUUUGAAAGUAAAGGAACAAAGCUCAUAUGAAAUAGACAUAGCAAUAGAAUCAUUUAUAAGUCAUGAAAUUUACGAUCCAAAUCGUAAGAAAAAUGAUAUUGCUGUAAUUAAACUUGUCAAUAAGGUCAGUUUAUCAAAAUUUAUUCGACCUGCAUGCCUUAUGACACCAGACAAUCAAGUUAAUGUAGACAAAGCUGUUGUUACUGGCUGGGGAUUGACACAAGCAUUUACAGGCCUCACUUCAGAUAUCUUGCAGAAAGCUAAACUGAAGAUCAAAGAUAUUAGUACAUGCCGGAACUAUUUGGAUAAUGAAAAUGUUGAUAGUAGCCAGAUUUGUGCUGGGGAUAAGACAAGAGAUACUUGCUCGGGGGAUUCUGGAGGUCCACUUCAAAUAAUAUCACCAAAAAAUAAAUGUGUUCACAUUAUAGUUGGAAUCACGAGUUUUGGAAGUCAAUAUUGUGGAGUUGAAAAUUCUGUUGCCGUUUACACAAAGGUUGCAGCUUAUUUGACCUGGAUUGAGCAGAAAGUAUGGGGAAGUAGCUGAGAUUUCACAAAAUUUAUAUCUUUAUCCUUGAUAUUUUGGCUUAAUGUAACUUUUAAUUACUAUAGAGAAUAUAAAUCCUUUUAUUUUGGUAUGUCAUCUUUACUCUAGCUUCUCUUGUUAAUUAAAUAAAUGCAUUUUUGUAAGUGUCGCUGAACUGCACAGAAACUUUCAUUUGCAAACCUAUUUUAAUUUCUUUACUUGAU
Chironomus riparius is the source of this 1633-nucleotide messenger RNA. NCBI's taxonomy places the organism in Eukaryota, Metazoa, Arthropoda, Insecta, Diptera, Chironomidae. The record is from the annotation of a GenBank genome assembly.